CAUGUAUUACCAACUGUACAAAUAUUUUACCAACUUAACGCCCAUCAUCAACAACGUUACCUAAUUUGUUUUGCAAUCGUCAGUCAAUCAAGUGUGAUAGUGUGAUUUAUGUGUGAGAAAAGCAUUGGUAGUUAAGUAAUUGAUUGAGUGCAAUGAUGUGAUACGAUCCAUCGAAAUGUAACAAUAUUGUUAUUCAACAUAAUGGAGAUAUGUUUAUGAACAGAGAGUAAUAUUUACUGUGUUCAUCUCUAUUGCCAUUAAAAAUUAAUAAUUUCAAACUGUUUACUUUUUACCAUACGUAUUAGUGUUCUUAGACCCUGAAAUAAGUGGGUAACCACGACACUUGUUAUUGAAACAUUGAACACUUUAAUCAUGUCGCAGAAUAAAUUUAUGCACCCUAGAAACAUUUACAAACAUCCACCCAGUUUCAAAGACAUGGCUAUAAAGUAUCCCGAAUUUCGUAAAUUUGCGAAGCCAGAUAUAUCUGGAAAAAUAACCCUUGAUUUUAAGGAUCCUGAAGCUUUGAGAGCGUUAACUCAAACACUUCUUCUUAAAGAUUUUGAUUUAAAUGUGAAUAUACCACUAACCCGUUUGGUGCCCACUUUACCACUUCGUUUGAAUUAUUUAUUAUGGAUCGAAGAUUUGUUAGAUGCUGUUGGCAUUCAAAGAUCAGAUUUUGCAUCAGUUAAAGGAAUAGAUAUUGGUUAUUUGUCAGAGAAUAUGUCAUUGACAGGAACUGGAGCAUCGUGCAUUUAUCCUCUGCUGGCAGCAAAACAAAAUAAUUGGAGUAUGAUGGCAACAGAAGUUGAUAAUGAAAGCUUUAAAAUUGCUGAAGCAAAUGUGACUGCCAAUAAUUUGCAGCAUUUAAUAACAGUUAAACUAGUGGAAGGCAGUAAGCUUCUCACCAAUAUCCUGGAAGAAGAUAAAAAUUACACAUUUAGUAUGUGUAACCCCCCAUUCUUCAGUAGUGAAGAUGAUCUUGAUUUUACCAGCAAAUCACGUUCACCAUGUCGACCUCCUCCUCAUAAUGGUAUCACAGGAGACUUAAAAGAAUUAGUAGCUCCAGGAGGGGAAGUUGCUUUCAUUUUAAAAAUGAUGGAUGAGAGUAAAGAACUUGGGCAGAAAAUCAAGAUUUAUACAACUAUGAUUGGACACAAAUCAAGCUUAGCUGUAUUGAAAUUAGAACUGACAAAAUUGAAUGUUGCAAGCUUGACUGAGACUAGAUUUUGUCAAGGCAAAACUACCAGAUGGGGUAUAGCAUGGACAUACGAUAAAAACUUGACAUUGCAAAAAGCAUAUCAAACACCUAGUCAGAAGAAAAGUAAUACUCCAAUGACAUACAUUGUACCAUCAGAAGUAGUGAGUGAUGCAACAAUGUACACAGUUGAGGUUAUUUCAGAAAAAGUAAUUACAUUGCUUACAGAAAUUCAGAUAAAACAUAAGUUGAAGAAGAAAAAUAAAUUUAUGACAAUGAUAGAAGCAACAGCUUUAAAAAAUACAUGGUCCCAUCAACGCAGAAAAAAGCGGCAAGCUGAUAAAUUGGGUGACCAUAGCUCUUCCUUGAAUAUUGAAGAGAAAGAUGUAAAUGCAAACAAAUUUGAAGAGAGUUGUAUUAAUUUUAAAAGAGGUACUGAUGACUUCAAUCAAGAAGAAAUGACUAAUAAAAAGAUGAAGAUAGAACAAAACGACUCUGCUAAAGCAAUUAGUCCUUCGGAGAAUUUUGUAUUGGAUUAUAAUUCAUCUGAUUCAAAGAUUAAUAAUGAGAAAUGUAGCACUGGUGAUGUAGAUGAAUCUCUCAAGCCAAAAUCAAACGAAGAGAGUUCAACUAUUCCAUUAUUGGAAACCACAAUAUUUAUAAGAAGUAUAGCAUCAGAAAUUCAUGUUGAAAUCCUGUGGAGGGGAGGUACUGGUGGACGGGAAUCUAUGCAUCAAGUGUUACAAUACAUUAAAAAUAAAUUGAAGUAAUAUUUUAUAUUAAUAUUUUGCAAUAAAGGAUAUUUAAAAUAAAAAUGUUGCUUUCUUUAAUUUCAAUUCGAACAAAUACUCCAAUAAUCACUAAACGUACUGAACCAAUAUCCAUGAAACUUUUGCCCCAGCUUUCUUUAAAGGUCAGGAAUACAGUAGGCUAUGAUUUAUAACCAGAAACCUUAAUUUAUUUACAAAAUAAUUACUUUUGUGGUUGUUAUUGUUUUUUUUCUCCCAAAAAGC
Messenger RNA from Gryllus bimaculatus (two-spotted cricket), 2208 nucleotides. The record is from the annotation of a GenBank genome assembly. NCBI's taxonomy places the organism in Eukaryota, Metazoa, Arthropoda, Insecta, Orthoptera, Gryllidae.